Molecule: messenger RNA, 507 nt
Organism: Miscanthus lutarioriparius
Lineage: Eukaryota; Viridiplantae; Streptophyta; Magnoliopsida; Poales; Poaceae
Source: the annotation of a GenBank genome assembly
AUGUUCCCCACACGGCCGGCGGCGCGUUGGCCAACGUCCAGUUCCAUGUCGGCCACCGCGCUCUUCCUUCCUGCAAACCAAAGCUCCACGUCUAGUGCCGCUAGCACUCUCCGGCAACCUGCGCCGGCUUCCACCUCCGCAAAGCUCCACUUCCCGCUCCGCCUCCCUCACCAUGCCCGCGCUAGAACUUAUCGCCCCGCCGCGUUCGGGAGGGGAUCGCCUGUGUCCGGCCGUAGAGAGAAGGACCACUACGCCACGCUGAACAUCCGCCGCGACGCCACGUUUCAGGAGAUCAAGGCUACCUACCGGAUUCUCGCCCGCAAGUACCAUCCUGAUAUGAAUAAGAGUCCUGAAGCAGAAGAAAAGUUCAAGGAGAUCAGUGCUGCAUAUGAGGUUCUAUCUGAUGAAGAUAAAAGAUCUUUAUAUGAUCGCUUUGGAGAAGAGGGGCUCAGUGGUGAUUACAGAGAUGGAGAUAUUGGCACACAUGGGGGUACACAAUUUAUUUAG